Cuscuta europaea is the source of this 1943-nucleotide messenger RNA. The record is from the annotation of a GenBank genome assembly. Lineage: Eukaryota; Viridiplantae; Streptophyta; Magnoliopsida; Solanales; Convolvulaceae.
AAUUUGAUUAGUGAUUUCCGCCAAAUAUACACUUUUUGGCGAUGCAAUCAUGAAGUCAGUUCUCCGUAUGCAAGAAACCCGCGUUCUGCUUCGAAUAUGUGUCUUUUCCCCGUUCUGCAUUACCCUCUUUCCAUUCUCUCUCUAUCUCUAUAUCUCUGUAUAUAUGCACCAAGUAUAUAUACAUACAAACCGCAGCCGCAAAUCACAUCAUCAAAUCUCUCUCUCUCCGACCAAACACCGCCCAACGUUCCGUUCCGGGCAUUUCUCCAUGUUUUUCAAAUCUCCCAUAGAUCCGUUAAAAAUGGCUUCUUUUACGCCUCUCUGGCUCCUGCCUCUGAUCCUCCUUUCCAUAUUUGGAGCCGCAGCCGGCGACGGCGAGCCUUCAGCUGCUUUUGUCCUCUCUUCGGUUAGUCAUAAAUCGCGUGGCAAGACGGCGACGUUCCGAUCGUCUCUGUCACGCGACUCACGCUCGGCGGCUGAUCUUCGCAGUGGGAAAGGACAGCCUCCGCCGCCGCACAAGAAGCCGAGGGCACCGCCGCCGCCGCACAAGAAGCCGAGGGCACCGCCGCCGCCGCACAACUACACGGUUAAGUAUACGAUGGCUCUGAUCAUUACCCUUCGCAUAGGGACGCCCCCGCAGAAUCAGCGCAUGAUGUUGGACACCGGCAGCCAGCUGAUGUGGAUGCCGUGCCUCGAUAAUACCACCAAGGCGCCGCCGCCGCCGGUGGGUCAUACUCAUACGGCGCCGUAUAACAUUUCGCGGUCAGAUACAAUCUCUUUCUUUCCUUGCAAGAAGAGCUGCCAACCCAACAUUUUCCGUCAGGGCGUUGACAACUAUUGUAAUGACGACAAUACCAAGUGCAAAUACUCGUCUAUCUACGCCGACGGAACCGUAGUAGAGGGCACUUUGGUCAAAGAGAAUAUUUCUCUCGCCAAUUCAUUUUCCCCGUUAGAUUCGCCGACGUUCUUGAUGGGUUGCGCGAUGGGCGCCACCGACCCGGAGGGCAUAUUGGGGAUGAACUCAGGGGACUUCUCUUUUAUCUCCCAAUCCAAGUACCAGACCUUCUCCUACUGCGUGCCGGUCCGGCGGAAGGUCAACGCCAGCCGGAGAAAUCCCGACGGAGCUUUCUACUUAGGCGCGAAUCCCAAUUCCGGCACGUUCAAUUACGCGAAACUAUUGAGUUUCGCUGAUGUCACUAUCCACCCGGCUGCCCUGGACACUCUCAACUACGUCGUCAAUAUGACCGGAGUUAGAAUCGGCGGGGUAAAGUUGGACAUUCCGGCUGCCUAUUUUCGCUUCAACGAAAGAUAUGAAGGUCUGACGAUUAUCGAUUCAGGAACAGAGUACACGUUUCUUGUGAGAAACGUGUCCGAUAUUAUUAAGAAAGAAGUCGCCCUACGCGCCGGUAAAAAGUUCAAGACUGGUUACGUGUACCGGGGGGCCAUGGAAAUGUGCUUCGACGGGAGUGCGGCGGCGAUCGGAAAGAUGGUCGGCAACAUGUCUUUGGAAUUCGAUAACGGCGUUGAGAUUUUUAUCCCCGCCGAUCGGAUAGCAGAUGAUAUCACCGAAAAUGUGAGCUGUUUGGGCAUCGGGACCUCCGAUCUGUUGCCGGAUGACAGAAAUAUCAUCGGGAACUUCCACACGCAAAAUCUUUGGGUGGAGUUUGACUUGAACCGGCGCAGGGUGGGUUUUGGAAAAGCCGAUUGCAGCCGCGCUUUGGUUUGACCUACGUAAAUAUGCAAUUUCAUUUUAUUUUAUUUUUUAUUGUUUUGUUAACAACAUAUUUGUACUCGAUUCGUGUUUGUACAAAGAUACGGUGCUCAUUGUUUGUUCAUCUAUACAAUUACUCCUCUCUACAAAAAAAAAGGGUCAAAUUGAUUUUUCUUUGUGGAUUAGUGUGAAACUAAUAUUUUUAAAUACAAAAUUAUUUAAAACAUGAAAA